AUGACGAAAAUCACAAUCCUAGGCGCCGGUGUCACUGGCAUGACGAUUGCUAGUCAGUUGCCUAAAGACUGCGAGAUCACGAUCGUGGGUCAGCACCUCCCUGGAGAUGCUCCGAGCAAGGACUGGGCAAGUCCCUGGGCAGCGGCAGUCUGGCUCGGUACCCAUGAUACAAACGAAUAUGAGCAAAAGCUGCAGUUGGACGGGUUAGCUGGCCUUCGUCAGCUGGCAGAGCGACAUCCGGAAUCCAGCGUUCGGAAGAUUCGAAUGCGGGAAAUCAUGGACACGGGGUCUCCUGACCAGGUUUGGUAUCAAGGCAAAGUGCCAGGCUUCCGGUGGUUGUCUAAAGGCGAAAUGCCUGAGGCGUCAAAAUAUGGCAUGACGUAUGAGACCGUCGUCAUCACACCGCCCGUCUUUCUGCCGUGGAUGCGGGAUAGGCUCGAGCAACGGGGCGUGCAGUUUAAGCGAGUCUGCGUUGGAUCACUGAAGGAGCUGGAAGGGUUGGGUCACGACAUACUCAUCAAUGCUGCCGGUCUGGGUGUCAGAACACUUGCUGAUGUCAAAGAUUCGAAGGUCCAGCCCGUUCGUCUCCAAUCCGCCAUCUUCAAGCACCCGACAUACCGCGAGGGCUAUGUCCGACGAGGAGAUAACUAUUACACCACGGCGUUCUCCCAUUUGGAUGGUGAAGUGUAUGUCGGAGGCGUCAUCGAGCCAGGGUCUGACGAUGUCAAUGCUUAUGAUGAUAAGAGGCAAAUGAUCCUUGACCGCGCACAUGAGAACCAACCUGACGUGUUCCCUUCGACCGAUCUGAAGAAGGCCGGCUUCGUACGAGAUCAUGCUAGCUGGUAUCCUGCAAGAUUUCGCAAGGACGGUGGAGUGAGAGUCGAAGCCGAAACAGUUGGGGGGCAGAAAGUGAUUCACGCGUACGGCCAGCAUGCAGGUGGAUAUACCUUCAGCUAUGGAAUCGCAUGGGAAGUAGCGAGGAUUGUGCAAAGCACUAUUGCUGAUACUAGGAGCUUACAGGCCAGACUAUGA
Molecule: messenger RNA, 1032 nt
Organism: Clonostachys solani
Lineage: Eukaryota; Fungi; Ascomycota; Sordariomycetes; Hypocreales; Bionectriaceae
Source: the annotation of a GenBank genome assembly